Papaver somniferum (opium poppy) is the source of this 1045-nucleotide messenger RNA. RefSeq names its product 60S ribosomal protein L9. Gene Ontology annotation, cellular component: ribosome; cytosolic large ribosomal subunit. Gene Ontology annotation, biological process: cytoplasmic translation. Lineage: Eukaryota; Viridiplantae; Streptophyta; Magnoliopsida; Ranunculales; Papaveraceae. The transcript has 3 exons. Bases 83 to 667 code for a protein of 194 amino acids. The record is from RefSeq and is a predicted model, not a curated record. Gene Ontology annotation, molecular function: structural constituent of ribosome; rRNA binding.
CUUCUCCUCCAUCACGAAGGUUUAACCUGUUGUCUUCCGGCCAUUACAGCAGAGCCGAAAAUCAUCAGAAUCAUCACCGAAAAUGAAGACCAUCUUGUCUAGCGAAACCAUGGAUAUACCAGAUGGAGUGAAAAUCAAAGUGAAAGCAAAGAUGAUUGAGGUUGAAGGACCAAGAGGAAAGUUGAUCAGAAACUUUAAGCAUCUUAACUUAGAUUUUCAGCUCAUCAAGAAUGCUGAAACUGGGAAGAAACAGCUUAAAGUUGAUGCCUGGUUUGGAUCCAGAAAGACUUCUGCUUCAAUUAGAACUGCACUUUCUCAUGUUAACAAUCUUAUUACUGGUGUUACUAAAGGGUACCGUUACAAGAUGAGAUUCGUGUAUGCGCAUUUUCCCAUCAACGCUUCAAUCACCAACGGAAACAAGGGUAUUGAGAUCCGUAACUUUCUUGGAGAGAAAAAGGUGCGAAAGGUUGAUAUGCUUGAUGGAGUGAGUAUUGUCAGGUCAGAGAAGGUCAAGGAUGAGCUUGUGUUGGAUGGUAAUGAUGUUGAGCUCGUCUCCAGGUCUUGUGCCUUGAUCAACCAGAAAUGCCAUGUGAAGAACAAGGAUAUCAGGAAGUUUUUGGAUGGUAUCUAUGUGAGUGAGAAAGGGACUGUUGAGGUCGAAGAAUAAGUUUGUGGUACGACGCUGUUGGUUUUGUGUCAGAAGGUUUUCCUCCCUCCGUUACGUCAUACUUAGUUUGUUACUUCUUAAACUAGUACAAGUUGACAUCCAUUUUAAAGAUUGUUAUUUCUUUUUGAGCUUAAACUUUUUGCGGUACUGAUAGUAGUAGCUUAAUGUAAUGGUUCGGCAAGUAUCAGAAAAUUCCGUUGACUUAAUUAUGUUUUGGAUGAGUGAAUCAAAGCUUUUUCUGGUUCUGCUAAGUCUGAUAUUUCUGAUGUCAGUGAAAUUCAGAUUUUGGUCAUGUGUUAUCACUGGUUGUUUUGAUGUGUACACUGUCAAGGAUAUUUCCAUGAUUUAUCAAAAUUCUGGAAUGCAUUUGGUAGGUAA